Messenger RNA from Entrophospora sp. SA101, 669 nucleotides. NCBI's taxonomy places the organism in Eukaryota, Fungi, Glomeromycota, Glomeromycetes, Entrophosporales, Entrophosporaceae. The record is from the annotation of a GenBank genome assembly.
AUGGAUAGAAUAAAAGAAGUAAUAAAAAGCACCAGACAAGAAAACCAAGCUCUCCGGGAAAUUUUAAGCCAAUGUCGUUGCGGAAAUGUUGCCUCAGGUUCUGAGCAAGAAAGCCAAAUUCAACAACAAAGACAAACUAUCGAGCAACUCCAAACUUCUCUUGCUGAUUUAAAUGCUAAAUUCCAAGCUUUUAAGCAAAGAACAGAUGCUUUACUGAAUAAAAUUAAAGGAAUUAUUGAUGGGUUUUCUCCUUCUAGUUCUUCGGAAGCUUAUCAAUCUCAGUUAGCCCAAAUUUAUGUUGCUUUGCUUCCUCCUAGAACUCUUGUUCUAAAUAGAGGAAUAGCUUUUGAGAAAAUAGUAGAAGAAGCAAUUAGACUUCGCUCUAAGAUCCAAGAAGAAGAAUUUGAACGAGUGGUUAAGAGAGCAAGAAAAAGCGACAGAAGAACCAAUUUUGGCUUAACUCCUUGGGCUACUGAACUAGACAAGGCUAAGCAUAAACUUUGUAAAACUAUUGCUCGCUACGAAAGAGAAAAUAACCUAACUGAGAAAGGAUUAGCCAAGAAGUUAGGAAUUACUCAUGCCAAAGUAGAAAAGAUUUUGUUUUGCCACAUUGAUGAACUUACCUUUGAAGAAUUAACGGAUUACUUAAAAGAAUUAUCUAUGCCUUGA